Suricata suricatta (meerkat) is the source of this 804-nucleotide messenger RNA. RefSeq names its product immunoglobulin epsilon heavy chain-like. Gene Ontology annotation, molecular function: antigen binding; immunoglobulin receptor binding. Gene Ontology annotation, biological process: innate immune response; phagocytosis, engulfment; defense response to bacterium. Lineage: Eukaryota; Metazoa; Chordata; Mammalia; Carnivora; Herpestidae. Bases 64 to 804 code for a protein of 246 amino acids. Gene Ontology annotation, cellular component: immunoglobulin complex, circulating; external side of plasma membrane; blood microparticle. The transcript has 5 exons. The record is from RefSeq and is a predicted model, not a curated record.
CCAGCCCCAGGAGCCCCCAGGUGUUCCCAUUCUGUGAUCAGGACAGAACACAGACCUGUCACUAUGGACUUUGUGCUUGGCUGGGUUUUCCUUGUUGCUGUUUUAAAAGGUGUCCAGUGUGAGGUGCAGCUGGUGGAGUCUGGGGGAGGCCUGGCGAAGCCUGGGGGCUCCCUCCGACUCUCCUGUGCAGCCUCCGGAUUUGACUUCAGUAAAUAUGCCAUGAGCUGGGUCCGCCAGGCUCCAGAGAAGGGGCUGGAGUGGGUCUCAGGUAUUAGUAGUGAUGGAAGUUCCACAAGCUAUGCGGACUCCGUGAAGGGCCGAUUCACCAUCUCCAGAGACAACGCCAGGAACAUGCUCUAUCUGCAGAUGAACAGCCUGAGAGUCGAGGACAUGGCCAUUUAUUUCUGUGCGAGGGACACAGUGAGGGGAUGUCGGGAGAAGCCACUGCCUAAGACCAAACACUGGAUGAACCCAUUUUACCAGACGGAAUCUGAAAAACAAGAUGCACAAGAAACUACUUGGUGUGGAAAAAAUAGGGGUUUGAACAGACAUGAGAUUGAUGCAGUUUUUGAGUUGCAGGUGUCCUGUCCCAGGUGCAUCUGCAGGAAUCAGCCCAACUCUUGUGCUCACACAUCCUGCACCUCACUGGCCGUGUCUCUUGGUUCUCCAGCUCAACCAGUAAUUUCUGGUGGAAUUGGAUCCACUGAUUCCAGGAGCCAGGUAAUGAUGAUCAGCCCCAAUAUAAGUAUUCAACAUGAUGAUGUGAAGAAUAAAUAUGCCACCCUGAACGAUGUCAUCUUGUGA